Molecule: messenger RNA, 3497 nt
Organism: Pomacea canaliculata
Lineage: Eukaryota; Metazoa; Mollusca; Gastropoda; Architaenioglossa; Ampullariidae
Exons: 23
Coding region: 107-3469 (1120 amino acids)
Biological process (GO): carbohydrate metabolic process
Molecular function (GO): hydrolase activity, hydrolyzing O-glycosyl compounds
Source: RefSeq, a predicted model, not a curated record
GGAGGUAAAGAUCAGCUUGCUCGGAAAUGAAAAUAUCGGGAUAAAUAGGAAAAAUCUGUUUGCUUGUAGCUCGUCAUAGAGUCGUUCAUCCACAUUAUAUUGCUCGAUGGUGAUGAUGACACUAACUAGCUCCGUACGGUUAGUUUUAUGGUCCGCGUUGAUCACGUGGUCAGCUGGUCAGAAUAUUCUACAAAAUGGAAACUUCGAGUCUUUGACAGGAUGGGAAUGCUGGAGUCCUGUGAAAUGCAAUCUGACCAACACUGGACACAGUGGGCAGCACUCAAUACUCGUUACUGGCAGGCAGGAAGCAUGGCAGGGGCCGACACAGUUUAUCCACGUGACCCCGGGGCGUUCCUAUAGAGUCAGCGGCUACAUCAGACUACACAACGACGACAACAAGGGACAGAGCGUGCAAGUGUCGCUAGACUACACCUUCCCGGACAAGUCCCACACCUACCAGGCUGCAGCUGUACGAGGCUCUUUACGGGUAGCAAACGGAUGGGCCAGUGUUUCUGGCAUUUUUAGCGUACCUGACAGAGAGAUAGAGAGUGUGCGGAUCUACUUUGAGGGUCCGAGCCCGGAUGUUAGCUUUGAAGUGGAUGAUGCCUCGGUGGAGGAAGUGGGCGCCAGUGGCUCGUGGCGCAACGUCACUCAACAUGUCAUCGAAACUGUUCGUAAAAGCGACAUUCACUUCAAUGUGACGCUAGCGUCUAACGUGAAUGCGGGAGAUGUUCAAAUCCACGUCCUUCAGACCCGCAAGUCUUUUCCCUUUGGCACCGGCACCUCCACCCUCUACCUCGAUCCCACCAAGAAAGCUUACAGCGACUUUUUGAACCGCCACUUCAACUGGGUUUGGCCAGGAAACGAACUCAAGUGGUACGCCACGGAACCGCAGCAGGGCAGCAAGAAUUAUGAACCAGCGCUGAACAUGAUAAGAGAACUUCAGAAACAUGGGAUCCAGAUGCGCGGCCAUUGUUUGCUGUGGUCCGAUGGAAACUACGUUCAGAGCUGGGUGAAGGCUCUGUCCAAAGACGACUUGCUGGCAGCUGUGUAUCACCAUGUCUAUGAAACUCUGAACAUCACCAAGGGCUUGAUCCACAUGUGGGAUGUCAACAAUGAGAUCCUGCACGGACACUGGUAUCAGGAUACAUUACGGGAUCCCGACUUCAACAUCAAGCUGUACCGUGAUGUUCACAACUACGACCCCAGCCUCAGGCUUUUCUUCAACGAGUACAAUGUAGUGGGAUGGGGCGACACCACGGAUGCUUACCUUGAACAGGCGCUGAAGUUCAAAGCAGCCGAUGUGGGGCUGUCAGCUCUGGGAGCACAAGGUCGAUUCCCGCAAGAGCAAGAGCCAGACCCUGACGUCAUCAAACAACGUCUGGACACGCUGGCUAAGUCCGGUCUUCCCAUCUGGAUCACGGAGAUGGAUGUGAUCGCUCGCGACGAGAACAAGCGGGCGGACUACUUCGAGAAGGCUCUCCGCGCCAUGUACGGCCACCCGGCGGUGGAAGGCAUCCUCAUCGACAACUUCUGGGACAGCAAGAGUCCCAGCGAGGCGAGUCACGGCCUGGUUGCAGGUGACAACCUGGAGAUGACAGCAGCAGGGCGACGUGUGCUGGACCUUCUGGAGAAAGAGUGGAUGACGGAUGAGACGCGCACGCUGUCGGAGUCGGGUCAGCAGUUCACGGUGCGCGGUUUCCAUGGCGAUUACGAGGUACACGUGGUGUACAAGGGGCAUGACCUCCAGCAGCUGAAGAAAACAUUCACUUUGGGCAAAACGGCGACGAACGUAGCGGUUCACGUUAGCUGGACAGCACGGGUCCCGUGGCUCCUUGGUCUCCUCGCAGUCAGUCUGGGCGCCGAGCUGCUGACCAACGGAGGGUUUGAAUCCACGUCCAACUGGGACUGCUGGGGCAUUCAGUGCACACUCACCGACAACAAACACUCCGGCCAGCAUGCCUUGGAGGUGACAGGCAGGGAGCAGACAUGGCAGGGACCGUCUCAGACCAUCGAGGUGCAGCAGGGCCAUAGCUACACUGUCAGCGGCUACAUUCGCCUGCUGAACGACGACAACCAGGGUCAGACAGUGCAGCUGGAGGUCAACUUAAAAUUCGAGGACAACACCGAUGACUAUGCAACGGUUGCCGAGCAUACGGGUGCGAGAGUUAGUGACGGGUGGAUCCACCUUACAGGGAAAUUCUCCGCCCCUGAUAAAGCCAUCAAGUCUGCUAGAAUCUACUACCAGGGGCCUGCACCCGCUGUUAACUUCGUCGUUGACGAGACCUCCGUGCAGUCAACGUCUCCUUCCGGUGCGAGCCCGAACGUCGAUGACGCCAUCAACAGACUGCGCAAGAGCGACAUGCACUUUCCAAUUGUCCAGAAAAAGAAGGCAUUCCCAUUCGGCAUGGCAGUGGGCGUACCCUACUACAACAACCCGGGUAUGACGAAAUACAGGGACUUCAUUCACCAGCACUUUAACUGGGGUGUGCCCGGCAACGCUCUGAAGUGGUAUGCCAUAGAGGGCACACAGGGAGCUAGAAACUACAAGCCAGCGCUGGACUUCAUAGACGGUCUACACAGACACGGCAUGAAGGUCAGAGGUCACUGCCUCUUGUGGGCGGUGGAGUCGACGGUGCAGAGUUGGGUCAAGGCGCUUUCAGUUGAUGAUCUGCGAAAGGCCAUCUGGCAUCAUGUGAAUGACACACUAGCCAUGACUGCGGGCUGCGAGAUAGGUAUCAACAGCCUCGAGCACUGGGAUGUCAACAACGAGCUGCUGCACGGCCAGUGGUACGAGAACCGCCUCCACGACCCCAACUUCACCAUCAACCUCUUCCGGGAUGUCCACAAGGCCGCCCCCAAUGUCAAGCUAUUUCUGAACGAUUACAAUGUCGUCGCCAACUCCUACUCCACAGACGCUUACCUGGAGCAGGCCAAGCAUUUCAAGGCGGCCAACGUCGGUCUGUACGGUCUUGGAGCUCAGUGUCACUUCGGGAACGAGGCGGAGCCGGACACUAACGCCAUCUGGCAACACCUGGACAAGCUGGCCGAGGCAGGCCUGCCCAUCUGGGCCACCGAGCUGGACGUGUACGCAAGGGACGAGAACAGACGAGCGGACUUCUAUGAGAAGGCCAUGAAGGCCCUGUACAGCCACCAUGCCGUGGAGGGCAUCCUCCUGUGGGGAUGCUGGGAUAGGGAGCACUGGAGGGGGGAGCCUGCCAGCCUCCUGAAGGGAGAUAACCUUGAUCUGACAGCAGCAGGGCGGAGGGUGAUCGACUUGCUGGACAGACAGUGGAUGACAGACGUCACGCGCGUGCUAGCCGACGCCGGCGACCAGUUCACCGUGCGAGGUUUCCAUGGCGACUACGAGGUGCACGUGCUGUAUCAGGGCCGCGAGCUCCCAUCGCUGAUGAAGGCGGUGACACUCGGCAAGACACCUCUUGAUGUUAACUUGAACGUUCACCUCUGAGUAGCAAUAAACUGAACGUUCAAAAGCC